This is a messenger RNA of Photinus pyralis (common eastern firefly), 2307 nucleotides long. RefSeq names its product ATPase family AAA domain-containing protein 3A homolog (gene bor). The record is from RefSeq and is a predicted model, not a curated record. Lineage: Eukaryota; Metazoa; Arthropoda; Insecta; Coleoptera; Lampyridae. The transcript is spliced from 9 exons. The coding region runs from base 199 to 2010 and encodes 603 amino acids. Gene Ontology annotation, biological process: mitochondrion organization. Gene Ontology annotation, cellular component: mitochondrion. Gene Ontology annotation, molecular function: ATP hydrolysis activity; zinc ion binding; ATP binding.
UUAAAAUUAAAUCUGAUUGGUAAUAAAUAAAAAUGUGGAUGUGCAAUGUCGAAUAAAUUUGAAUCGCCCUAUACAAACAGCUCAAUUUGCAUUGGAACUACUGUGUAACGUUUGAACUAUUCGGUCACGUGAACAUAACCUACAUUUCUCUUCUGCACGUUGAUCUGUUUAUCUUCACACGCGAAUUUCUAAGCGAACAUGUCCUGGCUUUUUGGAUACGGUAAAAAUAAUCAGCAACCGCCGGAUUUAUCGCAGCUAGGUCUCGCGGUUCCACCGGCAAGUAGCGAUGGAGGUGGCGGUGCUCCCGAUGAACCCAAGUUGUCCAAAAGUGAAAGAAAGGCAAUGGAAGCUUACAGAUUCGACUCCUCCGCUUUGGAACGUGCCGCACAAGCAGCUAAAGAACUCGAAAGGUCAAAACACGCAAAGGAGGCAUUGGAAUUGUCCAAGCUGCAAGAAGUAACACGACAAGCCGAGUAUCAAACCAAAAUUAAGGAAUAUGAGGCAGGUAUUGCGCAAAUGCAGGUUGAGGCGAAACGUACGGAAGGAGAAGAGAAACGUAAGAAUAUGCAGGAGGAGACCCGUCAACAUCAGCAACGCGCACAGUAUCAAGAUCAGUUGUCUAGGAAACGAUAUGACGACCAACUCCUACAGCAGCAGCGUAUUAACGAAGAAAACUUGCGAAGGCAAGAGGAAUCGGUGGCCAAACAGGAAGCGAUGAGAAAGGCGACAAUUGAGCACGAAAUGGAAUUACGCAGUCAAAAUGAAAUGAAAAGAAUAGAAGCCGAGCUUAAAGCCAAGGCCAAGGUUGACCGUGAGAACCGCGAUUUAAUAUUGGAGCAAAUUAAAUUAAAAGCCGCCGAAAAUCGUGUUACCGUGUUAGAAAGUAUAAAAACUGCCGGUUCUGUGCUUGGUUCGGGUGCACAUGCACUUCUAACAGAUUGGGACAAAGUUGUCGCCGCAGCUGCUGGUAUGUCAUUACUUGCCUUAGGUGUCUACACUGCGAAAGGUGCUACUGGUGUAACUGCUCGCUAUGUCGAAGCAAGAUUAGGUAAGCCAUCUCUUGUCAGAGAAACGUCGCGGUUUUCAUUUCUGGAAACACUGAAACAUCCAAUUAGUUCACUUAAAAAACUUCGUCAACAACCCGGUGAUGCUCUCUCAGGCGUUGUACUAGCACCACAGCUUGAAGAACGACUUCGUGAUGUAGCGAUCGCCACCAAAAAUACGAAACAUAAUAAGGGAAUGUACCGUAAUAUACUAAUGCACGGACCUCCUGGAACCGGAAAGACUAUGUUCGCGAGGAAACUGGCCAAACACUCCGGUAUGGAUUACGCGAUUUUGACUGGCGGCGACGUCGCACCAAUGGGCAGGGAUGGCGUGACGGCUAUUCACAAAGUGUUCGAUUGGGCAAACAGUUCUCGAAAAGGCCUCUUAUUAUUUGUGGACGAAGCAGACGCUUUCCUUAGGAAACGUUCAUCCGAAACUAUAUCGGAAGACCUCAGAGCAACUCUCAACGCAUUUUUAUACCGCACCGGCGAUCAAAGUGGUAAAUUUAUGUUAGUUCUAGCAUCGAACACGCCCGAACAAUUCGAUUGGGCCGUUAAUGACAGAUUAGAUGAAAUGGUGGAAUUUAUACUGCCAGGUUUACAGGAACGGGAAAGAUUGUUGAGAUUGUAUUUUGACAAAUUUGUUCUUGAACCCGCGAUUGAAGGAAAACGGCGAUUAAAGGUAGAUAAGUUUGACUAUGGCGAUUUAUGUAUAAAAAUGGCAGGAAUGACCGAGGGUAUGUCCGGAAGAGAAAUAGCCAAACUAGGUGUAGCAUGGCAAGCUGCUGCAUACGCAUCAGAAGAUGGCGUUCUAACCGAGAAAAUGGUGCUUGAUAGAGUUAAUGACGCGAUUACGCAGCAUAAGCAGAAGGUCGAAUGGCAGUCCGAGCAAGAAGAGGCGAAGAGUGGGUACCAUUCAAAAAAAGACACUCCUAUUUUACCAUUGUCGAGUAAAACGGAUAGUUGAUUCAAAACCAGUUAGGCAAUCAUUCCAUCUUGAAACGAAUCAUAUCUUAACGGGAAGUUGUUAUUGACAUUUCCGUUAAUUUAUAUAUUUGUUCAAACUACAUUUGGAGACUGACCAGUGAAAAAUAAUGGGAUCUUGCUUUCAGUACAAAAAUAGAGCACAGCAACACACUUAGUUUUUAUUGAUGCGUUAUUAGUUGUUACUGUUAUAAUGAGCAUCAUGUAAUAUACUUAUGUUUUACGUACUGUAAGACUACAUGUGAUAAAAAAUGAAAAUUAUAUGAAAUUUUCUAUAUCA